Molecule: messenger RNA, 1670 nt
Organism: Labeo rohita (rohu)
Lineage: Eukaryota; Metazoa; Chordata; Actinopteri; Cypriniformes; Cyprinidae
Product: interferon-induced protein 44-like
Exons: 8
Coding region: 101-1438 (445 amino acids)
Molecular function (GO): GTP binding
Source: RefSeq, a predicted model, not a curated record
CUCAAUGUAUGUUGUGUUUCUGUAAAAAACAGAAAGUAUGCUUCUUCUGGGUACCAAGUGAAAGAAAGCAGACAAAUUGUAGUCUUGUUCCAAGAUCAUUAUGAGCACUGUGACAUCCAGCUUGAAUACAUGGCAGAGGAAGAAGCUCUGCUCGUUGUUGAACCAUACCAACCUCAGCCUGCUGUUCAAAGCCAGUGUGCAUGGCUACCAUGUCAAUACAUUUCACCAAAAAUGCAAUACUCAGGGGCCAACUGUUAUCGUAGCUUACAAUAAGUCUGGGUAUGUUUUUGGAGCUUUCACUAGCAAAAAUUAUGCACAGACAGGACAAAAUGUUGUGGAUGACAGAGCAUUUCUUUUCAGCUUUAAUGACAAAGAAAUGAAAGAAGAUCCUCUGCAUGUGGUCAGUGGAAGUCCGCAAUAUGCUUUCACUGACAAUGGUCCAAACUUCGGCUCUUUAGUGUUUCUUUACAAUAAUACAGCCAGUGCCUACAGUAAUCCAGGAACAUACAAAUUCGAUCCACAGAAGAUGCAUGGGAAUGACUUACAGCUGACAGAAUGCGAGGUGUACAGAGUGGAAGAUUGUGGAGGACUCAUGGAGAAACCAUGGAGAAAUGUGCAGUGGAAUUCUGAGAGGAGGCAGGCACUCUUGAGCACCAUCUCUGGCUGGAAGCCUUCUGUCAGCUCAGUCAAACAGGCUCGGAUUCUACUGGUAGGUCCUGUAGGGGCUGGAAAAUCAAGUUUCUUCAACUCCAUCAACUCUGCAUUCAAGGGUUACGUGAGCAUGCAGGCCAACACUGGCACUGCUGGCACCAGUUUGACUACUCAGUUCCGUACCUACUACAUAAAGCCAAGCAACAGUGUCACACAUGUUCCCUUCAUUCUGUGUGACACAAUGGGUCUCGAGGAUGGUGUGAACACUGGUCUGGAUGUAGAUGAUUUUGCCACUAUUUUGAAGGGUCACAUUCAAGACAAGUAUCAGUUUAACCCAUUGAUGCCUAUACAACCAGACUCCCCUCAUUUCCAUAAAUCUCCUGGCUUGAAGGACAAGAUUCACUGUGUGGUCUAUGUGAUUGACAUCAGCAGAGUCAAGCUCCUCUCUGAGAAAACGAUUGAGAAGUUUGUGUGUUUUCGAAAGAAAGCCAACCAGCUAGGUAUUCCUCAGCUGGUUCUGCUGACUAAGGUGGAUGAGGCCUGCCCCUUAGUGGCAGAAGACCUGAAAAAUAUCUACCAGAGCCACUAUAUCAACAAAAUGAUGCAGGAGAUUAGCACUAAGGUUGGAGUUUCUCUGUCUGCUGUGGUCCCAGUGAAAAACUACUACCAAGAACUGGAAAUAGACUCUCAAACUGACAUACUGCUUCUAAAUGCUGUUGUUCAGAUGCUCAGAGCUGCUGAGGGCUAUUUUGAUGAUUUCUACAAUCCAGAAGAGAAGUCAGAGUAAAAAUAGUUUUCCCUGUCUGACUAAAAGGUGCUGAAUGUAAUCAGUACACUGAAAAAAAAAAAGUUGUGUAGAAACAAUUUUCUGCCAGCAACUUUAACAAAUAAUUACAAAAACAGUAACACAUUUGAAGUAGAAACACUAAAAUAGUUUUUUGUUUGUUUGUUUGUUGUUCCUACAUGUGAAUUAAUUUCUAAUACAGUAUGGUAAGGUGUCCUCUCUGAAAUGUUUUAAU